AUGUGGCGCUCGGUGAUUGGCCUGUGGGGUUUACAGCUUGCAUUUGUGGAGGCUGCCUGUCGAGGCUGCUGUUAUCCAGUUGGGCUUCCCAUGGUGGAGGGGGAAAGGCACUGUUUUGAGUACCUACCAAAUGACAGAGGGUCACAUGUUAGCAACCCUUUCAAAUGCAGCAAAUUGUUUGAGGCGCACCAUAAAUGGGUGAAGGAGGCUGCUGUUGCUGGGCCAUCUGGCCACUCCAUGCAGGACCAGAGCCUUGUGAGUAGAGUGGUUGAUCCUGUUGAGCUACCAUGGGCCCAGAUAGAGUGCCGUUGGGGUCUAAAGAAGUCUGUGGAGACUGAAAAUUCGUUUGCUGCUGGAAUUGGAACAUGUCAACAAGAGCAAGCGCAUUCUGUUGUGAAACAAUGGGGCUCGUCGGCUGAGGUUGGCUCACGGGGACAAGAGCCAGAGAGUUUUCCGUGGGCGAAUUGA
Molecule: messenger RNA, 468 nt
Organism: Striga asiatica
Lineage: Eukaryota; Viridiplantae; Streptophyta; Magnoliopsida; Lamiales; Orobanchaceae
Source: the annotation of a GenBank genome assembly